ACCAGGUGCGGGUAGUCUCCGCCGUUUUCUGUGUGCCAUGGGGGCUGUUCACCGGGUGUCAACAUGAACUAACCUUCCCGCCCAGGCUGGACUGGGACGAAGGCUGGGGCAGACGGUACUUACCGCUUGUAUCGGGGGCGGUACGUACUGUACAGCCUGUACCUGUUCCACACACGCCAUGGACUAGCGCUGCACGACAGGACGACCGCGUGCCAGCGAUGGCGGAAAGAAAAGGGAGGCGGCUUCAUAUAUCACGCGCUCUUGCCCAAGUCGGGGGGUAGCGCAAACCAACCCCACACUUUGGUCCCAAGCCGGGGAUAAGACAAUAAAAAAAACGGCUUGUCUUGAAUCUACGGUCCAACAUAGCAGCGUCCGUCUCCGUCCUGUAACAGCGUUUUGCACGCAUGCGCAGCAGCAGCGAAGGCUUUCUCCAGCAGGGUGGGCCUCCACAGACAGCACGACCCCGACCUGUUGUUCAUCCUGGCCUGGGACCUUUCCUGUCCUGGGACCUUCGAGUUCCCACACGCCCCCCCCCCCUGGUUCCUGGAGAAAGUGGAAGCGGCGAGCCUUACUCUGCUUUAACGCGCAUUGGUCAACCAACCACUUGACGCUUUUUGUUCUCGCCGACGACUCGGCUUCGACUGUCUCCCGUCAAGGCCGCUCCUUCCCAGCCCGAUUCUCCCACAAUCUCGCCAAAUCGACAGCCGGCUUCUUGCCUUGGGUUCAGUUGGGUCCAGUUGGGUUGGUGCUCGGCCCGGAAUCGUCUCCGCUAUCGCAACAGCUUGAGCAUCGCGCAAAAAGGAGACGAAAAGCGACAAAAGAAGAAAAGCACAACAGACCAUGACUGCCUGGUCUCCCCGGGCACAUCGCUCUUCAGCAGCCGCCGCAUGAGACCGUCGCCGGCCCCGAAUCCUUGCCUCUGUGCCGCGACUGGAGACAACCUGCCCAAAUAAAAGCAAGCAAGCAAGUAAAAGCAAGCGCCCACCAGCCCACCAGCCCACCAGCCCGCCAGCCCGCCGCAGCCGAGCCCCCGUUGGAGAACUGCGGAGCGCUGCAGCACCCAGCGCGCCAACAACUGCUCCGCAUAUGCAUCGAGCCCUCCACCGGCAUCGGUGGUGAAGCUGUCGUCUUGUUGCCAUUCGUGUGCUUUUGGCCAUUGAUUGACCUGCUGCGGGUUCGCUCGCCUCCUGAGCGCCUGUCACGGCUCCCGUGCAGCGGGCGUUGCCUUCCAUGUCUUCCAGCCAGCCCCAAACUGACGUCAAGUUCUCGACACUUGAGCUGGACGCUGAGAUGCAGUUGCUGCACCAGGAUCCCGUUGACCUCCACGGAUACCUGCUCGACGACCACCACGACGAUGCGUCGCCACAUGCCCUCAUGGACGCCUCCCAUUUUGGCGACUUCCAGUUCCCCUACACUGCCAUGAACGACGACAGCACAAUCGUCGCGCUGCCGCCAGAAGAGUCCGCCUCGCUCGACGUAUUCGCGCCCCCGCGACACCGCCAGUCCGUCUCCUCGAUCCCGCCCGAGCGCAACGGCUCCGUGGUUUCCAUCACUGCCCAUAUCCCGGCCGCCUACGGUGCGGGCCCACCGGGUUCCCAGAGGCGCUCCAGCCUCUCGUCGGACGACGGCAGCCGCGACAGCCCUGGCGGCAAUGGCCUGCUGCUGGAGGACCCCGUGUCGGACGAGUUCGGCCUGAUAUCCAACGGCCACGGCGACGCGGCUGGCGGCCAAGGCUCCAAGUUCAAGGAGAAGGAGUCCGACGCCAUCCCCGCCUGGAGCGAGCUCAAGACCAAGGCCGGCAAGGAGCGCAAGCGCCUGCCUCUCGCCUGCAUAGCAUGCAGGCGGAAGAAGAUCCGCUGCUCCGGCGAAAAGCCCGCCUGCAAGCACUGCCUGCGCUCCCGCAUCCCGUGCGUCUACAAGGUUACCGCCCGCAAGGCCGCCCCCAGGACCGACUACAUGGCCAUGCUCGACAAGCGCCUCAAGCGCAUGGAGGAGCGCAUCAUCAAGAUCGUCCCCAAGGCAGACCACGACACCAUAUCGUCAUCCAUCCCGAGGGCCGUGGUCAAGCCCGCCAUUCCUGGAACCGUUGCCGCUGCCAAGUCCGCCGCCAAAAAGCGCGGUGCCGACGAGGCCUUUGGUCCCGAGCUCGAAAACUGGGCCCGCGCCUCCACCAAGUCCGCCUUGGAGCCGGGCAAGUCGAGCCGCCCAGCCACCCUGCUGAUCCACGAGGCCGAGGAGAACAAGCUGCUGCAGGAGGGCGCCGAGGCCCUUCCGCCAAGAGAGAUACAGGAGCAUCUGGCUGAAGUCUUCUUUGAAAACAUAUACGGCCAGGCCUAUCACAUCCUGCACAAACCGAGCUAUAUGAGGAAACUCAGGGCCGGCUCCUUGCCGCCCGUCCUGAUCCUCUCCGUGUGCGCCGUGUCGGCGCGCUUUUCGACACACCCCAAACUCAACAGCAACCCCAACUUCCUCCGCGGAGAAGAGUGGGCUUCUUUGGCCCGCGACAUCGUCAUGAGGAGAUACGAAUGGCCCAACAUCACCAUCCUCACAUGUCUUCUCAUCCUCGGCCUACACGAAUUCGGCACGUGCCACGGCGGCCGGAGCUGGGCGCUCGGCGGCCAGGCCAUCCGCAUGGCCUUUGCCCUGCAGUUACACAAGGACCUCGAGUACGACCCAAACUCGGGCAGCGUUCAGCUGAGCUUCAUCGACCGCGAGAUCCGCCGGAGGACCAUGUGGGCAUGCUUCCUGAUGGACCGCUUCAACUCGUCGGGUACCGAGCGCCCGACCUUUAUCAAGGAGGAGACGCUCAAGAUACAGCUGCCCAUCAUGGAGAAGUACUUCCAGCUCGACAUCCCCGGCCCAACCGAGACCCUGCAGGGCGACGUCCUGCACCCCGUGUCGGCCGACGACGGCCAGCUGUCCGACGUCAAGGAAAACAUGGGCGUCGCCGCCUACAUGGUCCGGUCCAUCGCCGUCUGGGGUCGCAUCAUCAACUACCUCAACCAGGGAGGCAAAGAACUAGAUCCGCACCCAAUGUGGAGCCCCGAGGCCGAGUACACCAAGCUCAUCAAGCAGUCCGAGGACCUGCCCGCGAGCCUCCCCGAACAGCUGCGGUACUCCAAGGAGAACCUCAAGCUGCACGACACGGAAAACAUGGCCAACCAGUUUCUCUUCCUCCACAUCUCCAUCCAGCAAAACAUACUCUUCAUGAACCGCUUCGCCGUCUCUUCGCCCGGCAGCAUCCCUAACCAGGAUGUGCCCAAGUCAUUCAUAACAAAGGCGGGCGCCAAGGCCUUUGCCGCCGCAAACCGCAUGUCGGAUCUGCUCAAGGACGCCGAGUCCCACCUCGUCGCCGCCCCCUUUGUUGGCUACUGCGUCUUCCUGUCGAGCACGGUGCACAUAUUCGGCAUCUUCUCGGGCAACCCGGCCAUGGAGGCGACGUCGAAACGGAACCUCGCCACCAACGUCCGCUUCCUGUCCAAGAUGAAGCGCUUUUGGGGCAUGUUCCACUUCAUGACGGAAAACCUGCGCGAGCAGUACCGGACCUGCGCCGAUGCCGCCCGCCAAGGCAACCCUGCAAACGAGAGCACGGCAUCUCCGAUAUUCCAAUAUGGCGACUGGUUCGACCGCUACCCCCACGGCGUCUCACAGUCCGACUUUCUGGACCCGGCCAAGUACAAAAAGAAGGAGAAGGGCGACGACGCCGUGCUGGAGCAGAAGCCAGAGCUCGCCACGGUUGAGGAGUUCAUGACGAAGCUGUCGCCCCCGAGCAACGAGACCCCCACGACGGCCAGCAAUCAAGCAUCAGCUACGUCAUCUUCAGCGGCAACAGCAAGACCACAGCCAGUCAAGAGGAAAUCCAUGGCCAGGAAGGGCGGCGGCGGCGGCGGCGGCGGCGGCGGCGGCAGUGUGUCCUCACGAGCCGACUCGAGCCAGCUUGAACCCAUUCUCACAGAUGUUCCCUUGGGCGCAGGCGGGCCCAACGACCGCCCGCCACAGCGCCCCCACCACAAUCCUGGGCGUAGCAGCUUCUCGGGCCCCAUCGGUGGGCAGACGAGCGCCCCCAGCUUCAGCCCCUUGACGAUACCGCAGUCGGCAAACCCCACGUCCUACCACGCCUUGUCGCCCAUAAGUCCCAUCACUAUGGGGGGUUUCCCGCAUCAUCAUCACCACCAUCACCACCACCCCGGCGGCGGGCCCUUUUACUCGCCCGAGCUGCUUUCAUUGUCUUUGUCCCACCAGGCGAACGGUAUCCUUCCACAGCUAGACCGCCAGCUCGUUUUUGGCGCGUAUGGGGGCAUGGAUCCAGGCAUGGGUGGCGGUCGCGGGGGCCAGAAUGCCCUGGAUUCCAUGUGGGAAGGUAUGCCGGGUCGACAUGGGCCCGAGGGCGGCGGCGGUGGCGCGGGCCCGAGGAGGGGUCGGCAGCCCUCGACUGCCGCCGAAGCCGCUGGUGGCGGCGGUGGGAACCCGACCGCUCCGGAUCCGCUCUAUGCCGCGUUUGGCCACCAUCACCACCACGAAGGCGCGUCCUCGGCCUGGUUCAUGCCCUUUAACAUGGAGCCCCCAGAGAUCGGUCACGAACUCGGUGGUGGUAUGGGUGGCCUCGACGGCCUGGCCAACAUGUUUGGCGGAGGAGGCGGCGGCGGCAUGACAACAACACCUGGCGGGGGUGUCGGCAUGAACGGCUUGCAUCACAACGGCCACUAGGAAGCCGCGGGCUCACACCAAAGCAGCAACGCGCCUCCUCUGUUCCAUCAUUACUUUCGCUUCCCCUUCUCUCCCGCCUUGUCGGAACUCAAGGCCUACAAAACCUUAUCUUUUUUUUACAACAUUUAUGGACGAAUUUGGAGCACGCGCCCUGUUAGAUACCCAUACCAGGGAGUGGCAUGGUUGGUAAAUAUGCUGGGAUUUUUUCUUCUUUGGGUUUCUACGCGGAAAACAAGGACGUUUUGGUUACUAACCUCUGGAGGUUGCGCUCGUUUCUGCGAUCCCAUGUUUGAGUAUGGCUGGGGAGGUGCGGUUUAUACCACUGCCUGAUAUCGCUCGUUUGUGCUUGAGAGAGAGAUGAAGAGACAGAGAAAAAAGGAAAAAAAAAAAAAAAGAAACCGUCAUCAUAGGGGUUUCGGUGGGUUGGGAAUACCUGUUUGCUCUUAUCCAAGAGAGAGUUUGGGGGGAACGGAGUUGGGAACACUUUUUUUUGAAUAAUGACUGUGUAUUGAACGAUGAAUCGCUGUUUUGGUCUCGCUUCUGUAAGGAGCACUUGCUGGUUGCCUCGAGGGUAGUAUAUCUUCAAGUGCUGUUAACAUGCCAGCCUCCAAAAAGGGGGUCGUUGAUCUGUGGCUCCACCCCGCGGUGAUCACAUCUUGUCAUCCAUUCCAACUUUGCAACUACUUGAUGAAAUAUACCGGUUGGUGCUUGCAUGGACAAAUAUGCAAAUGAAUAAAAACGUGACAGCAAAAAAGCUUUCAUCCUUUUUCGGGUAUCCCCUGAUCUACAUUAACCUAAGCGCUGGCC
This is a messenger RNA of Gaeumannomyces tritici R3-111a-1, 5514 nucleotides long. RefSeq names its product zinc finger transcription factor 1. The coding region runs from base 1231 to 4707 and encodes 1158 amino acids. Gene Ontology annotation, molecular function: DNA-binding transcription factor activity, RNA polymerase II-specific; DNA binding; zinc ion binding. Gene Ontology annotation, biological process: regulation of DNA-templated transcription; DNA-templated transcription. The record is from RefSeq and is a predicted model, not a curated record. Gene Ontology annotation, cellular component: nucleus. Lineage: Eukaryota; Fungi; Ascomycota; Sordariomycetes; Magnaporthales; Magnaporthaceae. The transcript is spliced from 2 exons.